UGCUCUUGUAUAUGUUAACGAGAUAGAAGAAGUCAAAGUUUCUUUCGUUAAAUUAUUUGCUUAUGCUUGUACCGCGAUAACACGAUGCAGACACGUGGAUCACACCAAUAAGAAAUUGACACGUUUUACGCCCCUGUGUUAUUCUCCCGGCGUUGCUUCCUCGCUAGUUUUCAUUCCGUCAUUUAUCGUCAAAAUAAUUACGAUGGAAUACGUGGUGCUCCGUUUAUCUCUUUUAAAUAUUAUGAUAUUUUUGCUUCACAUAAAUUAUAUCCAAGCUAAGGGAGCACACCAUGUAACCUGUGGUUCUUUGGUAAAGUUAAUGAAUAUAGAUUACAACUCGAGACUACAUUCCCAUGAUGUAAAGUAUGGAACUGGUAGUGGACAGCAAUCAGUAACAGGUAUUGAGGUCAAGGAUGAUAAUAAUUCCUACUGGCUUGUUAAAGCUGAAUCUGGAAAGACAUGCACACGAGGGGAACCAAUCCAAUGUAAUAAUAUUAUCAGAUUGGAACACAGUGCAACAAAAAAAAAUCUUCAUUCGCAUCUUAUUUCUUCACCUCUGAGUGGAAAACAAGAAGUAUCGGCAUAUGGAGAAAAAGGAGAAGGUGAUAGUGGCGACAAUUGGAUGGUGAUCUGUUCAAAUAAUUUCUGGGAGAGAGAUGAUGCAAUUAUGUUAAAACACAUUGAAACUAAUAUAUAUUUAUCUAUCAGUGGCAGAGUUUAUGGUUCUCCAAUUAGUGGACAAAUGGAGAUAGUGGGCGAGUAUUCUUCAAGUCCUCACACACAAUGGAAAGCAAUGGAGGGUAUGUUUAUUCAUCCCACUGACUUCAAAGCACAGCAUCAUCAUCAUACAGAAUUAUAAACUUCGUAGCAAAAACUGUAGACUUGAUUUAUAAAUGAAUGCGGCCAGUUCAUCUAUUAUAAAACUCGACUUUCAUGAAUAUUAUAUUAAAAUCAAUAUCUAAUUUGUUUAAUAUCGAUAUAAACUUGAUUAGACAUUAAUGAUUUAUAUUUAUUGAUUAUUAUCUGUUUAGUACAAAUUGAGUUUUUCUUAGCAAUUCCAAGUAAUGCAAUAAUUGUG
Molecule: messenger RNA, 1078 nt
Organism: Harpegnathos saltator (Jerdon's jumping ant)
Lineage: Eukaryota; Metazoa; Arthropoda; Insecta; Hymenoptera; Formicidae
Product: stromal cell-derived factor 2
Exons: 5
Coding region: 203-859 (218 amino acids)
Source: RefSeq, a predicted model, not a curated record